Pollicipes pollicipes is the source of this 1344-nucleotide messenger RNA. RefSeq names its product protein FRG1. NCBI's taxonomy places the organism in Eukaryota, Metazoa, Arthropoda, Thecostraca, Pollicipedomorpha, Pollicipedidae. The transcript is spliced from 6 exons. Gene Ontology annotation, molecular function: actin filament binding. Bases 44 to 826 code for a protein of 260 amino acids. Gene Ontology annotation, cellular component: nucleolus; striated muscle dense body; catalytic step 2 spliceosome. The record is from RefSeq and is a predicted model, not a curated record.
GUUAUCACGAUGUGUUGGUAGUGUGGUCAGCCCAGCCUGAAGUAUGUCUGAGUAUUCCAAGGUGAAAGUGGGAAAGCUGAAACUGAAAGGAGAAAAAGAGAAGAAACACAAGAAGAAGUCCAGCAAAAGGAAGCAUGAAGAUCAUGAAUUGGAUGCUGCUGUUGCUAAGACUGAUUCAGCCAUGCAUGGUGACUGGUGGACCACGAGUAAAGUUUCGGAGAUCCGUGGCAGCAUUGCUAUAGAGCUUGGAGACAGGACAUAUAUCAAGGCUCUAGACAAUGGUCUCUUCACAGUGGGAGCACCACAUGCAGAAGGCGAGGGCCCUGACCCUGAGGAGGUGCUUAUGGCUGUGCCGGUGGGCGACACGCGUGUGGCGUUCAAGUCGGGCUACGGCAAGUACGUGGGCGUGGAUGCUAAGGACCGGAUGGUGGGUCGCGCCGACGCCAUCGGCCCCAUGGAGCAGUGGGAGCCGGUCUUCCAGGACGGCAAGACCGCGCUGCAGGGCGGCAACAGCCGCUUCGUCUCGGCCGACAACGAGGACUCGGUGCUCGUGCGCGCUAGGACGGCCGGACAGCCGGAAAUGGUCAACAUCCGGUCACACUCGGAGCGCGCGCAGGCGAGCGGCACCACGGCGCAGGAGGACGAAGGCAAUCUCAACAAGGUGGAGAUCAACUACGUGAAGCAGUUCCAAAAGUUCCAGGACAAGCGGCUGCGGCUACAUGAGGGCGGCGCGGAGGAGCUGCGCGUGGCGCGGGACCAGGGCCGCCUACACGAGUCGCUGCUGGACCGGCGCGCCAAGAUGAAGGCCGACCGUUACUGCAAGUGAUGCCGCCGCGCCUGCCUCAGCAACUGCCGGCAAUAGACCGCGUCUGUGUGAACAGCCUGUCGGCCUCGGGAACCGUGCCUCCGGCCGGCGGUUUACAUCUCCGAUGGACUACAGCGUCCUGGACGGCAUGGCGUCAGUGUCGGUUGACGUUCGGGACGUGGCGGCCGGGCGGUUGUCGGUUGACGUUCGGGACGUGGCGUCCGAAUGGUCGUCGGUUGACGUUCGGGACGUGGCGUCCGAAUGGUCGUCGGUUGACGCUCGGGACGUGGCGUCCGGACGGUCGUCGGUUGACGCUCGGGACGUGGCGUCCGAACGGUCGUCGGUUGACGUUUGGGACGUAGCGUCUGGACCGUCGUCGGUUGACCUUCGGGACGUGGCGUCCGGACGGUCGUCGAUUGACGUUCGGGACGUGGCGGCCGGGCGGUUGUCGGUUGACGUUGGGGAUGUGGCGUCCGAACGGUCGUCGGUUGACGCUCGGGACGCGGUGUCGGCCAGCGGGCGGUCGUCGCUGGUGGACG